GACAAGACUGGUGCGUGAAUGUACAAAAGUCCACAAGUAGGCUAGUUACGUUUCAGUUGAUAGUGUUUGAUAACGACGAUAUGACAACUAAGUCAGAUUAUCAGCGAACAUACGGUGCAUAUGGAGAAGAGCCCAGGCAACAGUAUAGUCCCGCCUCGCAAAAUGAAGGGGCGGAGCCAUCCCCCCAUUCUCGAGCGGCCACUCCUCUCGAUUGUCUCACUUAUGCCAGCGAGGUUGACCAAGAUAAUUACCCGACACUAGUCAGAUCAGAUGCGAGGUACUUGCCAUUUACCUUAGAGGUGCCAUUAGAAGAAGCCAAUGGCACGGAGUAUCUCCAGCUGGGACCGACUGCAAUUGCGAAUGGUUCUCCGUCACAAGGAAGCGGUAGUCCGAGUCCUGGUUCACCAUCCCGAGUAUACAGUCUGUCUGCAAUACAUUCCGGAGAUGAGCAUCAGUCCGCAAUAGAAGGAUCUCAGUUAACACAACUCACCAGUCACAUAAGUUACACAGGAUCUGGAAUGAACUCUCCUACAGAGGGAAAUAUGUCUGGUUCGUUAUAUUCGAGAUCUAGUGCUUAUUCUACAACGGGCGCGAUGCCCUAUUAUAACAGUGGAUCACCGGAAUUAACUACACAACCAUCACAAUUAUGGACAAAUUCAGGUGUCAAUACAUCAGGACCCAUAUCAUUAGCCGAAGAUUACCCGAAAGUAAGUUCUUCAUCGCCGGUUAGUUUACCAGCCUUUAAUAGAUUACCAACCACGUUUACAAACAAUCAUAAUCAUCACCGCACCGCGGCGUAUUUACCCAACGCCAUCUAUGGAGAAUGGCCGGCGUAUACUGCGGACCAAUACGGCCUUAAUUCAUCGUCGCAAAGAAAUCGACCAAUAUCUGCAGCAGCUUCGUUAUCGGCAAUGGCGGCAGAGCCGGGCCACGGGGGUGUUCCCGAUUACUACAAGAACUACUAUCCUGGGUAUAAUGGGGUUCGAAAUCCCGUGCACACCACUGAAGAAAAGUCGAAUCGACGAUUGUCUGCUUCUCGUCGAGCUGGUCUCACGUGUACCAACUGCCAUACUAGUACUACUUCCCUUUGGAGGAGAAACGCUUUAGGAGAACCCGUUUGCAAUGCUUGUGGACUUUACUAUAAACUUCAUUCGGUCAACAGACCUCUUUCAAUGAAGAAAGACAGUAUUCAGACGAGAAAACGAAAACCCAAAGGAAGUAAAGAGACUAAUGCUAACACAGCACAUAUUCCAAGAAAUCUCACUAAUACAUCACUAGCCUCAAUAAAAAUGGAAGAUGUUGGAGUAAAAUUAGAGCAUGCAAGUUUAGAUAAUUACAACGAACUCAGGACAGUUACAUCGCUCAACCAGCUCCAGCAUCCCUCAACAACUAGUUAUGCUUCUUACACCACUCAAGCGCAUCAUAGAUUGAGUCCUACAUAUCACUCUCAGUCACCUCAACUCACCACGCAGUCUCACUACUACGAAACGAUGCUUCAACAGCCGAGUCCCAGUCCACCAUCUAACGAAUCAGACAGUGAAACUAACUCUCUUCUCAACAACAACAAUAACAACAACACCAAAGUAAUAAUUAAUGGCGAUCAUUGUGUUGACAGACCUACUGUUGUGUCACUUUCCUCAUAAUUAUUAACUAUUUCUUGUAGCACAUUGUAUAUAUUGUUUAUAGAUAGAAUUAAUACAUAGUAUGAUUCCCUGACAGUAGGAUAUUACAUUUUGGAUGGCUGUUCCGAUUAAUUUUAAAAAUAUUUAACUUGGUCAAAAUACUUUGAUGUUUGUCGGUUUUCAUCAUUUUAAAUUCUUCAAAAGAUAUUCAAAAGAAAAUCUAAAAUGUUUUGGAAAGUUUGCAGUAUUCUUGGCAUUGCUGCUUUAUUUUAUUAUUUUUAAAAAUUGGUAUAAAAAUUGUAGUUUUUACAAUUAUUACAGUAUCAGGUUUUUAAAAGUGACUGAAGGUAUGCAGUAUAGAUUC
This is a messenger RNA of Psylliodes chrysocephalus, 1986 nucleotides long. The record is from the annotation of a GenBank genome assembly. NCBI's taxonomy places the organism in Eukaryota, Metazoa, Arthropoda, Insecta, Coleoptera, Chrysomelidae.